Oreochromis aureus is the source of this 2716-nucleotide messenger RNA. RefSeq names its product GTP-binding protein 2-like. Bases 1 to 630 code for a protein of 209 amino acids. Gene Ontology annotation, biological process: translational elongation. The record is from RefSeq and is a predicted model, not a curated record. Gene Ontology annotation, molecular function: GTP binding; translation elongation factor activity. NCBI's taxonomy places the organism in Eukaryota, Metazoa, Chordata, Actinopteri, Cichliformes, Cichlidae. The transcript has 5 exons.
AUGUGCGGGCUGCUGGCAGUGCAACCCAUCUCCUCAAUGGUUGAUGAGAUCUACUCAGUUCCUGACGUUGGGACUGUGGUUGGAGGAACUCUGUACAGUGGAGUGUGUAGGGAGGGCGAGAGGCUGGUGGUGGGUCCAACUGAUGAGGGCUGUUUUCUGCGUCUGAAGGUGGGCAGUAUUCAGAGGAACCGCUCUGCCUGCAGAGUGCUGAGGGCUGGACAGGCUGCAACGCUGGCUUUGGGAAACUUUGAGCGUUCACUACUGCGCAAGGGCAUGGUGAUGGUCAGUCCCAAGAUGAACCCAACCAUCUGCUGUCAGUUUGAAGCUGCCAUUGUCCUGCUCUUCCAUGCCAAGACUUUCCGUCGGGGGUCACAGGUCACCAUACACGUUGGUAAUGUCAGGCAGACUGCCACUGUGGAGUGCCUUCAUGGAAAGGAUGAGCUGCGUACUGGCGAGAGAGCUGUUGUUCGUUUCCACUUUAUCAAACACCCUGAGUACUUGCGCCUGGGUGCUAAGCUUCUCUUCAGGGAGGGUGUCACCAAAGGCAUCGGCCAUGUCACCUGCCUGCUGCCCCCUUCCCAGAAUCACAACCAGAACCAGAACCACGACCAGAACCUGCAGGAUUAUUAGGAAUGGUAAAUGGUAAAUGGACUGAUUCUUAUAUAGUGCUUUUCUACUCUCCCGGAGUACUCAAAGCGCUCUAUACAACAGGAAUUGCUCCUUCAUCAAACAGACCGAUAUUGAGGCGGUGAGAAUGAUGACUGCUUGGGGAACAUAGGUCUCUGAUCAAAUUUAGCCAUGCACAUCAUGUUGGAGUCCCACCUGUCUUGGAUCUAUGUUUCUGUCCUCAUCCGUUCCUGCGGCGAUGUCAGAAAGGCUGUUUUCCAACAAACAUUCAUAUCUUGAGCUAAAGCUGGAUGACCAUAGUGGACUUAAGCCUGAAGAUUCAUUUGAAGUUUUGCCACAGAUUGAUUAAAAGGUUCCUUUUUAUCAUUGCAGCUGUCAUUGGAAGAUAGCAGGAUUAUUUUAAAAGCAAGAAUAGUGCUUACUCAUCUUUGAUGUGGAGUAAAGGUGUAAUUCUGUUUCUCUUGAUGCGCAGGACGGAUUGACCUCGCUCUUCGUACUGUCUCAGAGACAUUGCACGCUUAGACUCAUCAGGAAAUUUGGUGAGGGAAGAUUAUAUUUAGCACAUACCUUAUUUUCAUUAGUCUUAGGUGGCUUCCUUUCUAGGGAUUCUGCUUAUGACAUCAAACAUUUUAGACCCUUGCCGUGGUUUUUUCAUGGUUUAGCUAUUGACUGGGGUAUUUUUCACAAAGCAUUGGAGGAGUCACGUGACAUUAUCUGACAACAUCGGUGGGCAAACUAGUAAUUUGUGAUUUCAAAUUAUUACCAGAAGUGUGUAACUUUAUUAGCAGCAUCCUCCUGAAAUGUGCCAACAACAUUGAGAGUAACAUCUUCCUCUCUGCCCCUUAAUGCUCGCUGGUCACUAUGGUAAUGUGUAAAUAUUUCUUUCAAAAUAAGACACACAACUACAACAAGGGAAAAGACCCAGUUAACCGAGUAAAUGAUAGAAAACCCUGAAAACCAUAAAUUUCACACCCGAGCCUCAACUCUAGCGGCCCGGUACCAAACGACUCAGAACCGCUGUUUUCCAACAAACAUUCAUAUCUUGAUUUAAAGCUGGAUGGCCAUAGUGGACUUACGUAGUUAAUUAAUUUGAUGUUUUGCCACAGAUUGGGGGUUGGGGACCGCUGGACUAAUUAGUGCAAUGAUUGAUCUAUAUGUAUUGAAUGAUUGACUAAGAUGUUUGGGUGAUUCAAAAAAAAUUUUGGUCUCUUAAUUUAAGAUCACAUUUUACUAGUUUGUGUUCACAACUGCAAAAACAUAUUUGUCACCUACUCGGUGCCACAUACACCACAGUGGUUUUUAGAUUUCAUUUUGGGGGGGUGGGUUGUAAAAUACUAAUAAUUAGACAUAUUUCUGCAGGACGACCAGGUGAUUGGCAUUACAGUUAUUUUUUGAGGAUGAUUUCUGAAUGUUGGAUGAAAUAUAUAUUUCGUCCGGAGUUAAGCUGUUAGCUAAAUGCAUCACUGUGUUCCAAGAGUGUGACAGGUUCCUUUUCCCUCCAAAAGAUGAUUUGUUUUUGUAGAAGAAACUUUGAUUUUCUACUGUUUGCAGCUUGUUGGCAUUAAAUUCUUAACCAUCAAAUCCUGUACAUUCAGUAUCUGCAUUUACGAAUGACAGAAAUAUUUGCUAUUAGGUUUCCAGUUUGUUGCAACUCUCCAUUCAUAUUUGUUGGCUGUAUUAGAAGUUUGUAGAUUUUAUGUGCCAGGCAGCUUUUGCAGCUAAACCUAACCUAACCUGCAUGCCCUUUGAGUAAUUAAAAACAAAAACAAAUGCACAUUUCAAGUAUAACACACAUGUGGUGGAGUGUUUAUGCAGGUAAACUUCAUUUUUCUGGGGUUCUGUGCAGUUGUAAAGCUAAAUAUUGAAUGUACUUUCCUUGAUCCUGUGUAGCAUUUCAGUCUGUUUACUGUUUAAUAGAGUGAUGGUUGAUUUCUCACUUUGUAUUUUGAUUCUGCAUGUUGGAGACUACCAGUUCUGCAGUACAGUGUAACAUGGAGGUGGUGCUGAAAGGUGUGAGAUGCUAAAGCUAAACAUUUAAAUGUUAAGGGGUGAAUUUAUUAGUUUUUCCUGACUGUCCCUUUUAGUGAGA